Molecule: messenger RNA, 999 nt
Organism: Impatiens glandulifera
Lineage: Eukaryota; Viridiplantae; Streptophyta; Magnoliopsida; Ericales; Balsaminaceae
Exons: 1
Coding region: 1-999 (332 amino acids)
Source: RefSeq, a predicted model, not a curated record
AUGGAUAGAGGGCAAGAAGAAAUCCACUUCAUUGGGCUCUUGGGCAUUUUCAUUGAGUCUCUUAGCAUCAUUACUUCAUGGCGAAAGGUCUUCACCAGAAUAGUUGUCAUCAUCAUCCUUCCCCUUUCUAUCAUCUUCUUAGCCCAUGUCCAAAUCUCCGAGCUUCUCUUCUCGGAGAUACUUCGUAACCAAGAUGUCCUUGAUCAAACCCGAGUAGACACUGAGAAGUACGUAGAUUUGUUAGACAUGAUCUCAUCUGAAUGGUUUGUCUUUUGGGUCUUCAAGAUUUUGUACUUCGUGUUCUUCCUUCUCCUUUCCCUCCUCUCAACCUCUGCCGUUGUUUACACGAUUGCAUGUCUUUACACCUCCAAGGAGAUGCCUUCUUUCUAUGAGCUCAUGACUAGCGUUGUUCCUAGGGUUUGGAAAAGGCUCGUUGUCACAUUCCUAUGGAACUUUGUCAUUGUUUUUAUGUAUAAUGUUGUGGCUAUCAUUGUCUUUAUCUUGUCGGGGUUCUUUGUCUCGCUUAAGGCGGUAGGAUUUGUCAUCCUAUUUUUUAUUGCGUUAUUAUACUUGACGGGUUUUGUAUAUAUCAACAUAAUAUGGCAUCUAGCAAGUGUUGUCUCGGUUUUGGAGGAUGUGUAUGGAAUUCAAGCAAUGAUCAAAAGCAAGGGUUUGAUAAAGGGUAAAUUGAGAGUGGCAGGUAUUAUCUUCCUCACGCUCAACCUUUUCUUUGUCGGGAUUCAAAUUACAUACCAACAAUAUGUUGUGGCCGAGGAUUCAUUGUGGUGCAAAAUGCUGUUAGGAAUGCUUUACUUGAGCCUCCUUGUCAUCUUGAUCUUACUAGGUUUAGUCAUCCAAACCGUGUUUUAUUUUAUCUGCAAAUCUUACCAUCACGAGACCAUCAAUAAGUUGUCAUUGAUGGAUCAUCUCGAGGCUUAUUUAGGACAUUAUGUUCCUCUCGAUUCCAAUGAUGUUCAACUUGAGAAACUUCACGUUUAA